Messenger RNA from Torulaspora delbrueckii, 672 nucleotides. RefSeq lists its product as uncharacterized. Gene Ontology annotation, biological process: cell redox homeostasis; cellular response to oxidative stress. The record is from RefSeq and is a predicted model, not a curated record. Bases 1 to 672 code for a protein of 223 amino acids. Gene Ontology annotation, cellular component: mitochondrion; cytosol. Gene Ontology annotation, molecular function: peroxiredoxin activity. Lineage: Eukaryota; Fungi; Ascomycota; Saccharomycetes; Saccharomycetales; Saccharomycetaceae. The transcript has a single exon.
AUGACACCGAUCCGCCCACAAGUCUAUCUCGGUUCUCGAGCCCCCAAUUUCACCGCUCCUUCCUCCCAAGGCCCCAUCGAAUUCUACACCUACGCUGCCAACUCCUGGUGCCUAUUCUUCUCCCACCCAGCACCCUUCACCCCCAUAUGCACAACUGAACUGGGCGCCCUUGCAGCCCUCGAACCAGAAUUCAACGCACGCAACUGCAAACUUCUAGGCCUCUCUACCAGUUCGCCCAACGACCAUACUCAGUGGCUCCAAGACAUCGCUCACGUGACCGGCUACCAUGUACAUUUUCCCCUUCUCUCCGAUCAAUCUCGUCGAGUAGCCUCCACCUAUGGUAUGAUAGACCUGCGUCACUUCGAUCUGCAAGGCCGGCCCAUACCCAUCAGAGCUGCCUACCUUGUCGACCCACGUCGCGAAGUGCGAUUGGUGCAUGCCUAUCCCAUCUCCACAGGGCGAAACACUGCCGAGUUGCUGCGCGCGCUGGACGCGCUCCAAGCUGCAGAUGCAUUCUCUCACCAAUUAGUGACCCCGGUAAACUGGGUACCAGGCGACGACGCCGUGGUCGCGCCAGAAGUCUCGGAAGAUACCGCUGCACGCCGCUUUCCCAACUACCGCACACUCACGCCUUAUCUCAGACUAACACCUGUGGACCCCGAUGAGCUGUAA